Messenger RNA from Perca flavescens (yellow perch), 1669 nucleotides. RefSeq names its product ALG8 alpha-1,3-glucosyltransferase (gene alg8). The coding region runs from base 13 to 1575 and encodes 520 amino acids. The record is from RefSeq and is a predicted model, not a curated record. NCBI's taxonomy places the organism in Eukaryota, Metazoa, Chordata, Actinopteri, Perciformes, Percidae. Gene Ontology annotation, molecular function: dolichyl pyrophosphate Glc1Man9GlcNAc2 alpha-1,3-glucosyltransferase activity. Gene Ontology annotation, biological process: protein N-linked glycosylation; dolichol-linked oligosaccharide biosynthetic process. Gene Ontology annotation, cellular component: endoplasmic reticulum membrane. The transcript is spliced from 13 exons.
AGCGUCACCGUCAUGGCCGCGGUUGACAGUUGGAGCUGGUUCCCAGCGUUAGCAUUGGGAGUUUCUUUCCUGAAAUGUCUCUUUAUCACCGCAUAUCAUUCCACAGACUUCGAGGUGCACAGGAACUGGCUGGCCAUCACACACAGUCUGCCCGUGUCCCGGUGGUACCAUGAGAACUCGUCUGAGUGGACCCUGGACUACCCUCCCCUGUUCGCCUGGUUCGAGCUGGGACUGUCCCACGCUGCUCGCCACUUUGACCCCGACAUGCUGCUGGUGGAGAACCUGAACUACUCCAGCCCCCCCACGGUCCUCUUCCAGAGGCUGUCGGUCAUCUUCACCGAUCUGAUGCUCAUCUACGCUGUCAGAGAGUGCUGCCGGUGCGUUCAGGAGCAGAAAGGCUGUCGGGACGUUCUGAACCGGCCGUCCUUCGUCCUGGCUGCUCUGCUGCUCGGGAACUUUGGCCUCCUCAUCGUCGACCAUAUUCAUUUCCAGUAUAACGGCUUCCUGUUUGGUUUCCUGCUGCUGUCAGUGGCCAAACACAUGCAGCAUAAGCACCUGCAGGGGGCCCUGCUGUUCUCCCUGCUGCUGAACCUGAAGCACAUCUACCUGUACGUGGCUCCGGCCUACGGGGUCUACCUGCUGAGGAGCUACUGCUUCACCCACGACAACACAGACGGCUCUGUAAGCUGGAGGAGUUUCAGCCCGCUCCGUCUGAUGGCUCUGGGCGGCAUCGUGGCCUCCGUUUGUGCUCUGUCCUUCGGCCCCUUCAUCGCCAUGGGUCAGCUCCCUCAGGUGCUGUCUCGUCUCUUCCCCUUUAAGCGAGGCCUCUGCCACGCCUACUGGGCCCCGAACAUCUGGGCGCUCUACAACACGCUGGACAAAAUCCUGGCCACGCUCGGUGUUCGUGUGAGGCUGCUGCAGGAGGCGGAGCUUCCUCGAGCCUCCAUGACGGGCGGCUUGGUUCAGGAGUUCCAGCACUCGGUCCUCCCCUCCAUCACUCCCUCCAUCACACUCGCCUGCACUCUGCUCUCCAUCCUGCCGGCGGUAACGUCCAUCUGGUUGCGUCCCCGCGGGGCUCGGGGGUUCCUGCGCUGCCUGCUGCUCUGUGCUCUCGGCUCCUUCGUGUUCGGCUGGCACGUACACGAGAAGGCCAUCCUCAUGGCCAUCCUGCCCCUCAGCAUCCUGGCGGUGGAGAACAGAGAGGAUGCUGGGAUAUUCCUGGUCCUGACCACCACGGGACAUUACUCGCUGUUCCCACUGCUCUUCACCCCCGCAGAGCUGCCCAUCAAAGUGUGUCUGAUGCUGCUGUUCACCAUCUACUCCUUCACUGCUCUGAGGACCCUCCACAGUGGUCAGGUGUCUCUGCUGCAUCCUCUGGAGCGGGUCUACCUGUUGGGACUGGUUGCCGUGGCGUUCGCCUGCGAGGUGGCCUUCCCUCUGUCUCCGUGGCAACAGAUGCUGCCGUUCCUGCCCCUGCUGGUGACCUCGGUGUACUGCUCGCUGGGCGUGUGCUACUGCUUCCUGCGUCUCCACGCCACGCUGCUGAGGCCGGACCAGAAGACCAAACAACCCUGAGACUCAAGGGCCGCAGGUUAGAUUCCCUCCUGAACCACACCAGACUCACCGACCAAUCAGGACCUCACAGAGGACCACUCAGACUCACCGGACC